AUGUUUCUAAGAAGGGUGGCGCGGCCGCUAAUGAUGAUGGCGAAAGUGAAGGAGACGACGGGGAUAGUCGGUCUCGAUGUGGUGCCCAACGCCCGCGAGGUGCUCAUCGGCCUUUACAACAAAACCUUAACAGAGAUCAAGGCCGUGCCCGAGGAUGAAGGCUACCGUAAAGCCGUUGAGAGCUUCACGCGCCAGCGCUUAAAGGUCUGCCAGGAGGAAGAAGACUGGGAGACCAUCGAGAAACGCUUAGGAUGCGGCCAGGUCGAGGAGCUGAUUGAAGAAGCCCAGGAUGAGCUCAAGCUAAUCGGUCACAUGAUAGAGUGGAACCCAUGGGGUGUUCCAGACGACUAUGAAUGUGAAGUUAUUGAGAAUGAUGCUCCAGUGCCUAAGCAUGUCCCCCUGCAUCGACCUGGUCCUCUUCCUGAGGAGUUCUAUAAGACAUUGGAGGCUGUUAACACUGGCACUUUAGAGGAUGCUGUUUCAAAGAAGGACGAGCCUGCAAUUACCUCUGGGCCAAUUGAGGUGGCACUAGGCUGGUUAGCCACUUGGAUUUCACUUGAAGGUGGAACUGUAGUGGCAGGGAUUGUGUUUGUGUUUGGAUGGCUAGAUGUUCAAGUUUGGGUUUCAUCUGUAAGUGGAAUGAGAGAUAAGAAGAAUGAAAAUCUUGUUCUACUCAAGCCCAGAAAUUCGUCGAGGAUUUUAACAGGAUUUUACGACGAAUCCAAGCCUGGAAAACAAGCAAAUCCAUCCAGGAUUUUAACAGCUGAAUUCAUGCCUGGAAAACAACAAGGUUCUGUUGGAAUUGGUGAUCCAAAUUAG
Molecule: messenger RNA, 819 nt
Organism: Fraxinus pennsylvanica
Lineage: Eukaryota; Viridiplantae; Streptophyta; Magnoliopsida; Lamiales; Oleaceae
Source: the annotation of a GenBank genome assembly